Lolium rigidum is the source of this 1323-nucleotide messenger RNA. RefSeq names its product eukaryotic translation initiation factor 2 subunit alpha homolog. The coding region runs from base 34 to 1053 and encodes 339 amino acids. Gene Ontology annotation, molecular function: ribosome binding; translation initiation factor activity; RNA binding. NCBI's taxonomy places the organism in Eukaryota, Viridiplantae, Streptophyta, Magnoliopsida, Poales, Poaceae. The transcript is spliced from 5 exons. The record is from RefSeq and is a predicted model, not a curated record. Gene Ontology annotation, cellular component: eukaryotic translation initiation factor 2 complex; eukaryotic translation initiation factor 2B complex; multi-eIF complex.
GCUCCGGCGACGGCCCGCGCGGCCGCCGGCGCGAUGCCGAACCUCGAGUGCCGGAUGUACGAGCCGCGGUUCCCGGAGGUGGACGCGGCGGUCAUGAUCCAGGUGAAGCACAUCGCGGACAUGGGCGCCUACGUCUCGCUGCUCGAGUACAACAACGUGGAGGGCAUGAUCCUCUUCUCGGAGCUCUCGCGCCGCCGCAUCCGCUCCAUCUCCUCGCUCAUCAAGGUCGGCCGCCAGGAGCCCGCCAUCGUGCUCCGCGUCGACCGCGACAAGGGAUACAUCGACCUCUCCAAGCGCAGGGUCUCCGAGGAGGAGGCGCGCUCCUGCGAGGACAGGUACAACAAGUCCAAGCUCGUGCACUCCAUCAUGCGCCACGUCGCCGAGACGCUCGAGAUCGACCUCGAGCCCAUCUACCAGCGCAUCGGGUGGCCGCUCUACCGCAAGUAUGGACACGCCUUCGAGGCGUUCAAGCUCGUUGUCGCCGACCCCGACGCCAUCCUCGACGUCCUCACCUACGAGGAGAAGGAGAUCGGUCCUGAUGGAGAAGAGGUGACUAAGGUGUUGCCUGCUGUCACGCCUGAGAUUAAGGAGACCCUGGUCCAGAACAUCAGAAGGAGGAUGACACCGCAGCCACUCAAGAUCCGUGCAGACGUCGAGAUGAAGUGUUUCCAAUUCGAUGGGGUGCUCCACAUUAAGGAAGCCAUGAGGAGGGCUGAAGCUGCUGGUACCACUAAUUGUCCUGUGAAGAUUAAGCUUGUUGCUCCUCCUCUCUAUGUUCUGACUACACAGACUCUUGACAAGGACCAAGGCAUCUCUGUACUCACUGCUGCAGUUAAGGCAUGCACAGCAGCGAUUGAAAAACACAAAGGGAAGCUAAUAGUGAAAGAAGCACCGAGAGCUGUGAGUGAUAAGGAAGAUAAGCUAUUGAAUGCCCACUUGGAUACCCUGGUUGAGAAAAACGCGGAGGUUGCUGGUGAUGAUGACAGUGAGGAUGAGGAAGACACUGGAAUGGGUGACAUCGACCUUACGAACAAUGGCGUCAAUGCAGAUUGAGUCUCCGUUAGUUGUUUUGGAUGAGAUUUGUUGUAUAGUACCAGCCAAGAUCCUAAAUCGCCCUGCUUAUAAAGCCUUUAGCUUCACUGGUAGUGUCAUCUUGGGUGUUCAUUAGCCAGUACAGGGUUUUUACUUUUUGAUUGAGUAGUACCUAUUUUUCUCUGGAGUUUUACAAAGUUUUGUUGCUAUACUAGUGUUUUUUAUGUCCAAUAUUGCUCUGUUUAUUCCUAUGAUUCUAUUAAUGCAUAAUGUUAGCCCCCUCUCACUUGU